Messenger RNA from Perca fluviatilis (European perch), 1021 nucleotides. RefSeq names its product transmembrane 4 L six family member 18 (gene tm4sf1). Lineage: Eukaryota; Metazoa; Chordata; Actinopteri; Perciformes; Percidae. Gene Ontology annotation, cellular component: membrane. The record is from RefSeq and is a predicted model, not a curated record. The coding region runs from base 154 to 744 and encodes 196 amino acids. The transcript has 4 exons.
AACAUACAGCAGGCUCUUGUCACUUGUUUUUGUUUCCUGGCUCCCCAGCUCUGACCCUUCCCUCCCCUCUUGCUCUCUUUCUCUUGCUCUCCUCGGCCCAUUCCAGUUCUCUCCUCUCCUCCCUGCGGUUGUGAGUGUGUUUUAGGUUGAGCGAUGUGUUGUUCGGUGGGUUUUGCCAGGUCUCUGGGUCUGGCCCUGCUGCCUCUGGCCCUCUGCUGUAUCCUGGCCAACCUGCUGCUGCUGUUUCCCAUGGGAGAAAUCAGCUACAUCCAGCAGGACCGCCUGGCCAGCUACAUCUGGUACUUUGGUGGACUAGGAGGAGGUGGAUUGCUGAUGCUGUUUCCAGCUGUGGUCUUCAUCACUCUGGGGAAAUGUAGCUGCUGCUGGAAUGAGAGUUUAAUGAUGUGCGGGUCAGUGUUGGCAGCUGCGGUCGGCAUGGUGGGGUCUGGCUACUGUUUCAUCAUGUCAGGAUUCGCCUUGGUGCAGGGCCCCCAGUGCUUCACCUCUUAUGGAUGGUCGUACCCCUUUGCAGACCAGGGGGGCAGGUAUCUCUUACAACCAGAGACUUGGUCACGCUGUCUUCAGCCGGUUCACAUCGUAGAGUGGAACGUGACUCUGCUGUGUGUGCUACUGGGCCUGGCCGUGCUGGAGUUCAUCAUCUGUCUCUUACAGCUGGGAAACGGUUUAGUCAAUGCCGUCUGCCGGCCCUGUUGCUACAAGCAGGAGUAUAGUCUAAAUGCUUAGAUCUAAACACACAUGCAUACGUGUAUGUAGACUCACCUGCUGAGAGUCACACACUCGACAAUGUAUGCAUACAUACAGGACAUUAAUGGACACAUGCAUACGCAGCCUUAUUGCCCAGCACCAUUUAUAUGUGUGGGAGUACACCUCAGUCUUACUUAGACAGACCGACCUACAGUACACAUGCAGUGUCAUGGACACCUGACUGCCACAUCAGUAUAUUUGCUAUAUUUUCAAGCUUUUAAUGUGUCUGUUAAAGUGGCAAAAAUCUCUAUACAGU